Molecule: messenger RNA, 1479 nt
Organism: Myotis brandtii (Brandt's bat)
Lineage: Eukaryota; Metazoa; Chordata; Mammalia; Chiroptera; Vespertilionidae
Gene: ASAH1
Product: N-acylsphingosine amidohydrolase (acid ceramidase) 1
Exons: 14
Coding region: 1-1122 (373 amino acids)
Biological process (GO): fatty acid metabolic process
Cellular component (GO): lysosome
Molecular function (GO): N-acylsphingosine amidohydrolase activity; fatty acid amide hydrolase activity
Source: RefSeq, a predicted model, not a curated record
AUGAGCCUUCGGUGGACAGAAGACUGCAGAAAAUCAACUUACCCUCCUUCUGGACCAACCUAUCGGGGGCCGGUGCCAUGGUACACCAUCAACCUGGACUUACCGCCCUACAAGAGGUGGCAGGAACUGAUCACCGACAAGGCACCUUCGCUAAAGGUUAUGCUGAAUUACCUGAGGGAUGCAGCAAAUAUAUUUGUUCCAAGUGGAAAACUCAUGAAGAUAGUGGAUGAAAAGUUGCCUGGUCUACUUGGCAACUUUCCUGGCCCUUAUGUGGAGGAAAUGAAGGGGAUUGCAGAUGUUACUGGCAUACCUUUUGGAGAGAUUAUUUCAUUCAAUGUUUUCUAUGAAUUUUUUACCAUUUGUACCUCAAUCAUAGCAGAGGACAAGAAAGGUCAUUUAGUACAUGGGCGGAACAUGGAUUUUGGAAUAUUUCUUGGGUGGAAUAUGAAUAAUAAUACCUGGACCGUAACUGAAGAGCUAAAACCUUUAACAGUGAAUUUGGACUUCCAAAGAAAUAAUAAAACUGUCUUCAAGGCUGCAAGCUUUGCUGGCUAUGUGGGCAUGUUAACAGGAUUCAAACCAGGACUCUUUAGCCUUACACUAAAUGAGCGUUUCAGCACAAAUGGCGGUUUUAUGGGUGUCUUAGAAUGGAUUUUGGGAAAGAAAGAUGCUAUGUGGAUUGGGUUUCUCACUAGAGCAGUUCUGGAAAAUAGUACAAGUUAUGAAGAAGCCAAGAAUAUAUUGAUCAAAACGAAGAUACUGGCCCCAGCAUACUUUAUCCUGGGAGGCAACAAGUCGGGGGAGGGCUGUGUGAUUACACGAGAAAGAAAGAAAUCUUUGGAUGUUUACGAACUCGACCUCAAGCAGGAUAGAUGGUAUGUCGUAGAAACUAACUAUGACCGUUGGAAACGUCCCCUCUUCCUCGAUGAUCGCAGAUCAGCUACCAAGACGUGUCUAAACCAGACAACCCAGGAGAAUAUCUCAUUACCAACUAUCUAUGAUAUCCUGUCAACAAAACCUGUCCUCAACAAGCUGACUGUAUUCACAACCUUGAUGGACGUUACCAAAGGUCAAUUUGAAACGUACCUUCGGGAUUGCCCAGACCCUUGUAUCGGCUGGUGAGCACACACCUGGCCUACAGAGUGCACUGUGACGUCAAGGGGGGAGCUCACAGGUGGCCCACGAGUGCAGCCAUCGGAUCUCUGACCAAGAACUAAGACUCAGGGCAGCUUCUCUUUCAGGCAUGAGCUUGUCCGUGUCUUUGUAUGUUUACAAUUCACAGGCUAUUUGUGCCGCAACAGUUGACUGUUCUUAUUUACAGAUAAUUUAAGUACAGCAAUCAUUUAGAAUUUGUUGAGUUUCAUUUCACUUUAACAUUUGGGGAUGGGCAGUUAAACUAUCAUGGGACCCACUUCUAUAGAAUAAAGCAGGAGUCUUAUGGGCGCUGAAAUCAGCACAUCUGCGUAAUAGCUACAGCAA